UUUUGGUGGGAACGCGAGGUGUGAAGUUGUGCGAUUUGUUUUAUUUUGUCUAUUUAAUGUUUCUUCAGGUUUAAAUGUGUAAUAACAGUGGCUUAUUAACUGUUUAGUAUCUGUAUCUGCCGUUGAACGUAACUUCUCGGGAUCCUCCAAAAAGUCCACUGAAAAAGUCUCAGUAAACGACCACCAUUUUACUGAGAUUAUAUUUGAUCCCAUGUCAUCCCAUCUCAUUUCAUUUCAUCCCAGUUGAUUAAUGUCUCAAAUUCUUCAUUUCAUUUCAUAAUAUCAUUUUUCAUAAAAAUAUCCCAUAUCAUAUUAUCUCAUCUCAUUUCGUUUCAUUUCAUGCCAUGUCAUAUUAAUCAGCUUCAUUUCAUUUAAUUAUAUCAUAUUUCAUAAAAUAAUAUAUAUAAAAGAUUAGUCUGUAUAGUGUGAUACUCUAGCCUUUCCAUUUGGAAAAAUAAAACUACUACUACUCAAGUUUGUCAUUUAACAUCACUGUCUGAUCAAAGGUGGAUCAAAGUUGUUUUGAAAUUUGUCCAUUGUCAAAUUAUUAAUAUAAUGUUAUUACUUACAUAUUCUAAGUAAUUUCUGAAUAAAAAUUGAGCAAUCCAUGAAUGCGUGUCAAUUUUGUUGACCUUUAAAAGAAUACUGUACUAAAUACAUCAAUAAACGACGCAACAGUAACAAAUCCACAAUGGGCGAACGCAAAGGUCAGAAUCUAUACUAUCCCCCCGACUAUGAUCCAAAAGUGGGGGGACUCAAUAAGUUCCAAGGCACCCAUGCUUUGAGAGAGCGUGCCAGAAAGCUCCACAUGGGUAUCCUUAUCAUUCGCUUUGAAAUGCCGUACAACAUCUGGUGUGACGGGUGCAAUAACCAUAUUGGCAUGGGAGUGAGAUACAAUGCAGAGAAGAAGAAGAUAGGAAUGUAUUACACCACUCCGGUAUACCAGUUUAGAAUGAAAUGUCAUCUGUGUGAUAAUCACUUUGAAAUCAAAACUGAUCCAGGGAACUUGGAUUAUGUGAUAGUGUCAGGAGCUCGGAGACAAGAAAACAGAUGGGAUCCCACAGAGAACGGUCAGAUUGUUCCGGAAACCAAAGAAGCACAGAAAAAGUUGUUUGACGAUGCCAUGUUCAGACUAGAACACAAGAAGGGUGAUGAGGAUCUAUCUAAAACUGAUAAACCAAGGCUCGGUAGAUUGGUAGGAAGGAAUGAGGGUGUGUGGAAGGACGAUUAUGAAGCUAACUGCGCUUUGAGGAGAAAUUUUAGGAAAAGAAGGAAAGAGCUUGAGGAAUCCUCAGUUAAUGAUAGUAUACUGCUCUCCAAGUCUUCUCUCGACAUAGAUCUUUUACCAGAAACCGAAGAAGACCGUAAUUUAGCCAACCUGCUCUCACUAAAACCUUCAAAAAGCAUAGAAGAGAAACAAAUCCAUGUUCGCAAGAGUAUACUGAACAGUCCAGCAUUACCGAGCUCAAGUGGAUUGAUAACUAGUUUCGGAGGUCUUAAAAAAGAAGAACAAUUAAAGAAAAGCAAGAUGCUAAGUAGAAAUUUAUUGGGGAUUUCUGUUAAAAAGAAAUUUAACAAAACAGAAAAAGGUAACAAUGCGGACAAAGAUGAAGUAGAGAAAUCUAGUGUGAGUACUUUAGAAGUAUGUGCAGAGAGGAAUGUAAAGAAUACAGAAUGUGAUGAACACAAGAUAAAUGGUGAUUCAAUAGAACGGCCAGAACAGUUACGUGAAAUAAAUACUCAAAAUCGUGAGAAAGAAAAAAUACAAGAUAAAGAAAUAAAUAACAGAGAUUGUGAACAUCACACAAAUUUAGUAGUGACCAGUGAAAAGUUAAAUGAUGAAUGUUUGAAAGGAAAAGAUGGGAAUUCAAACAAAGUAUCUUUGGUGGUUGAUUACAGUUCCAGUGGAGAUGGAUCUGAGGAUGAUGGUUGAAUAAUAAAUAUAUUUUACUACCCCUU
Messenger RNA from Bombyx mori (domestic silkworm), 1959 nucleotides. RefSeq names its product coiled-coil domain-containing protein 130 homolog. Gene Ontology annotation, biological process: mRNA splicing, via spliceosome. The record is from RefSeq and is a predicted model, not a curated record. NCBI's taxonomy places the organism in Eukaryota, Metazoa, Arthropoda, Insecta, Lepidoptera, Bombycidae. The transcript has 4 exons. Gene Ontology annotation, cellular component: U2-type spliceosomal complex; post-mRNA release spliceosomal complex. The coding region runs from base 692 to 1933 and encodes 413 amino acids.